Menidia menidia (Atlantic silverside) is the source of this 3143-nucleotide messenger RNA. The record is from the annotation of a GenBank genome assembly. Lineage: Eukaryota; Metazoa; Chordata; Actinopteri; Atheriniformes; Atherinopsidae.
UCCAGCCAACGGCAGAUUCAGCCUCACCAGACUCCAGAUGCCUUCACAGAAAGCGCGCGUGUGUUUGCUGUGUUGGCUGUUCGCUUGUUUUUCUUGACUCAGACCGCUGAUAUUCGUACAACCGAGGGGUUAAGAGGUUUUAGUGCCCGUUUGGGGAGCACGUGGACGGCGUAUUUACGACCCUGCGGCUGCGCGCCUUCCUCCGCGGAGGUGGCGCAUCGGCGGCGGGGAUGAGUGAGAGGCGCAGAGGAGAUAAUCGAUGAAGACCACCACAGCCCCGGAGAAGCGUGGACAAGGUCAGAGCCGAGCCCGGGCGGGACUAUGUCCACGUGGAGGAGGCGGCAAAGGUCGGACUUCUCUGUUUCCUCCCCGGGGAAGAGGGACGUCCCCCUGAAAACCAAGAGCGAGAGUUCCCCUCCGCGCGUCGGCCGGCGGUCGCGUGACCAUGCCGGAGCGCGCCAUCUGACCAGCCUCGAGCUGUGCGGCUCCUCUCCCGUCCGUCUCUCGCCCUCACCCGGGGCCGUGAUCGGAUUCCAUUAGAGCGCGCAUCCAGCUGCGUUUUCCGGACGGUCACAUCUGCCCGGGCGUCGCCGCUGUCCAUGGUGCUGAAGCCGUGCUCCAGGAAUGGUGGAGACGCUGAGCAUCGCGGUGAUCGGGGCUCCCGGAGUGGGCAAAACUUCUAUAAUCCGCCAGUUCAUCUACAACGACUUCUCGGAGGCGUACACCCCGACCAGGAGCAGAUACGUGUACAGACCCUCCGUCAUCCUCAACGGAAGCAUGUACGAGCUGAAGGUUCUGGACGUCCCGCCAAUCUCUUCUUUCCCCGCAAGCGCCAGUCAGGAGUGGCUGGAUUUGCGCUGCCGAGGAGUCCGCAACGCCAACGCCUACAUCCUGGUGUACGACAUCUGCUGCGUGGAGAGCUUUGAAUAUGUCAAAAUGAUCAGACAGCAGAUAGUAGAGAACAGGGAGGGCAGCAGUAGUGAGGUGCCCAUCCUGGUGGUGGGUAACAAGAGGGAUUUGCAGCGUCAGCGCUUCAUGCCUCGCAGGGCGGUGUCGGUUCUGGUCAAGAAGACCUGGAAGUGCGGUUACGUGGAGUGCUCGGCAAAGUUUAACUGGCACGUGGUCCUGCUCUUCAAGGAGCUGCUGGGCAUUGCUGUGGCCCGGGGGAUGCGUCAGAACCACACCUCCAUCCGUCUGCAGGGGGCCCUACAGAGGAAUCGCUGCACCAUCAUGUGACCCUGAACGCUCCCUCCACCCAUCUCAGCUCUGGCGUGGAGAAGGAUGGAAAGACUUUUUAUCUAAAUGGCUGGAAAAAUACCCCGUGGCCUCCUGCUUAACUGAGCUGAUUUUUCAAAAUGAGGUUUAUUAGAAUUCUGCGCUGUAUAAGACACUAACAAUUUCACACACGGUCAUCCAGUUACUUCCUAGUGAAAUUCAGCCUACUGUAUCGAGACACAAAUUGGUGAGAGCCAAUACACUUAGCAAAGCACAGUUCCUUUUUCUUACAUCAGCUUGACGGCUAAACGUUUCAGGCUGUGCUUCCCAAUCUGACACAGCAGCAGGUCUGUAACCGGCCUGAGAGGAUGGACGCUGUGACGCUUGUGAGACUCAAAAUGGACGGACAGCAAUAUCAUCCAGUCUUCCUUUUGAAUUAAUCACAUUCAGUAAGGUCAGCUGUCACAUUUGGAUUUAUUUUAGGAUACGACGCUCCCCUGUUUCCCUCUGGAGAGUUUAUCUCAAAAUGUACAUAAAUACACAUUCCUUGAUAGUAUUUCAUUUAAGAAGUAGCCUUCAUUUGUUGGUCCUUUUCCUUUCCCUCCUACAAACUUAGCCAUAGUAAAUUCUUGCUUGCUAGACCAAGGGUGUUUAAAGGUUGUUUUUUGGGCAUCAAAUACUACAGUCCCUCCUCGUGAUGUACUGUAGAGCUUUAAUCUGUUCCCUCCUCUCACUCAAUGUCUGCUUCUGAUGAAUACAUUAAAUCCAGGGAACUGGGGACCUGCAGGAGGCUGCAGAGCCUCAACCUCUUCUCCUAACGUUGUUGUUUGUGUGUGUGUGUGUGUGUGUGAAUGCGUAUGUGAGCUUGUUUGUUAGAUUUGUGAGGCCAGACUAGAACGCUGGACUCUGCACUCUCAGUCAACAGCUGCUGUGGAGGUCCGAACAGCGGGGCAGCAUUAGUAUUAGGGUAAGGUUAUCAACUGUGAGUCGGGAUUUCAGUGUCAGCGAUGGAUCCCCACAAAUAGGGAGGUUACAGCGUGUGCGUGUGCAAGUGUGAAAGAGAGAGCGAGUGAACAAGGCAGACAGAGAGCCAGAUUUGAUAGCUGACAUUCAGGCAGGCAGAGGACAAACGCAGCAAGAUAUCAGACAGAUGUUAAAGCUUUGGAUCAGAAAGGAGCAAUAAAAUCCUGCAGCGGUGUCCUGACUGACUUUAUAAAAGCACUAUGUCAUAUUAAAAUGCCUCACACAGACACUGUAAUCCAUCUGCACUCACAUAUCUUGCAAGAAUAAGAAAGCAGAGCUCCAUGACUUCCACUAAAUGCCCCAUCAAAGACACGGAUGGAUCACUGAUGAAGGUUGGACAUCAAAAUCUCCACAAUCUCUUCUACAUAAAGGCUGCUUUUUCUUUUGACAAGGCCAACGUAGGUGCUUUGUGAAGAUAGGACAGGAGGUAAGAAGGCCGACUGUAUAUAAGAAUGAUUCAUAGAAUAAUGUCCUUGCAUGCUUUUGUUGGUAGAGCCAGCGAGUCAGGGUUAAUUGCACUGAAGUAAUGAUGUGACAGUGUGUCUAGAUUUUGUUAUUUGUGGUUCUCUGACGCUGUAAUGAGCAACUGAGUGGAUGAACGUGAUUGUCUUUCUUUUUUGUUGUUUUUCAGUGGCUUGUGAGCAAACUCAUGACUCAGUCUAAGAUGUGGUGUUGUCCCUUCAGUCAGGCCGGACGGUUGUUCCAGUAAGAUUAAGAUGAAAAGAAGAGAAAUAUGUAGCAGAGACACUCGGAGGAAAGUGUGUGUAGCAUGAGUUUUCAUCAGUUUGUGUAUGUGUGCAUCUCCAAAUAAAAGGGCUACAGUUUUUUAACAGAAACAUUACAUGUGUUUAUUUUUAUGGUGUUAGUAAUGUGAAUUUUUUUCGACACAUAAUGAAUUAAUAAAA